Molecule: messenger RNA, 960 nt
Organism: Dermatophagoides farinae (American house dust mite)
Lineage: Eukaryota; Metazoa; Arthropoda; Arachnida; Sarcoptiformes; Pyroglyphidae
Source: RefSeq, a predicted model, not a curated record
GAAUGAUUUAUUAAAACAUACAAUCGGCAUUUCAAUGAUGAAUAAUCGUUUAUACAUUUCUAUACAGGAUAAUUUGAAUCAAAUAAUGAUAUGGGAAAAUUUUAAUGAAACAACAAUCAAUAAUAUUGAUCAUUUUACACUUGGAAGAUAUGGUUAUUGGGUUAAAAUUACCGAUUCCGGUUUCUAUACUAUAUGGAAUAAGAUGUCAUUUGUGAAACAAUAUGAUCCUCAUAAUAAUAAUAGCCAUCAUAUUAAUCCAAUAGCAAUAUCAAUGUUAAAUACAACUGUCAAUUGUGAUGAUGAAUAUGAUGUUGGUUCUAAAACAUAUUUUGUUGGCCAUUUAUUAUGCCAACAAUUUGGACAAUUGAUAGAUUUAUAUUGGGAAACAACAAAACAACCAGAAUGUACAAAAUUUGAAUUACAUUAUACAAACAUGACACAUAAUGAUGAUCAUCAACAACAACGACAAAAUAAUGGACAUAAUUAUCGUUUUGUUGAAAUUUCUGGCCAAAAUGAACUAUAUACAAUAGUAAUGAACGCAAAUUAUGAUAAAAUAGAAACGUUAAAAUCACCAGUGAAUGUAUGGCGUAGAAAACCAGGUAAUACACAUAUUGAAUAUAUGGGUAAAUUAUGUUGGUCAAUUGAUGGUAAUGAAAUUCGUCUUAUCAAUACUGGUAAUAAUAUAGAUCAUAAUAAAUUUAACGUUGAUUAUGAUGAUAAUGAAUGUGGUAUUACCGCUUAUUUUACAUCGACAAUAUCAUAUGGAUUUAUUGGAAAAAUCAAUAAAUUAUAUCUAGUAUCAUUGAAACAAUUUGAAAUGAUUAUUGUUGAUGCAAAAUUAUUAUAUGAUUAUCAUAAUCAAAAUAAUCGUUGGCAUACUGUACGUAGAAUAAAUCUUCAUUUUUCAACAAUUUUUAAAUGUCAAUCUAAACAUCAUCAUUAACACACACAUGGUGGAGA